AUCGACACCACCGCUGCUCUAGCCGAUUUUCUCGGUGGUCUGGGCGAGACCCUCGGGCAGCCACCGAGACUCUACAUGGACCUGGAAGGCAACGACCUGUCUCGCGCGGGCACCUUGUCGCUCAUCACGAUUCUGCUCGAACCGGAGAAGGACGUCUACCUCAUCGAUAUUACCACGCUUGGACAGAAGGCUUUCAGCACCGCGGACGACAAUGGCCGGACGUUCAAGUCCGUCAUGGAAUCUCCCGACAUCAUCAAGGUCUUCUUCGACAUCCGCAACGACUCCGAUGCCCUGUACAGUCUGUAUAGGGUCCGCGUCGCCGGCAUCGAAGACUUGCAGUUGAUGGAACUGGCAUCCCGAAACUUCUCCAAGAAAUGCGUCAACGGUCUCGCCAAGUGUAUCGACGGCGACCACACUAUCGGUCAUGCCGAGAAAAGACAGUGGCAGACCGUCAAAGACCAGGGCAGGAAGUUGUUCGAUCCGGCCAGAGGCGGAUCGUACUCCGUCUUCGACCAGCGUCCUCUGUCGGAAGAUAUGAAACAGUACUGCGCUCAAGAUGUCACCUUCAUGCCGCACCUGCGCCAAGCCUACCGCCAGAAGUUGUGCGAUGCUUGGUGGAGAAAGAUCGAGGCUGAGACUGUCGUUCGCAUUCAGCUGUCGCAAACUCCGAGGUACAACGGCAAAGGUCGACACAUGGCUCUUGCACCGACCAGUUGG
Molecule: messenger RNA, 717 nt
Organism: Zymoseptoria tritici IPO323
Lineage: Eukaryota; Fungi; Ascomycota; Dothideomycetes; Mycosphaerellales; Mycosphaerellaceae
Exons: 1
Biological process (GO): nucleobase-containing compound metabolic process
Molecular function (GO): 3'-5' exonuclease activity; nucleic acid binding
Source: RefSeq, a predicted model, not a curated record